Molecule: messenger RNA, 4605 nt
Organism: Pecten maximus
Lineage: Eukaryota; Metazoa; Mollusca; Bivalvia; Pectinida; Pectinidae
Exons: 9
Coding region: 1445-4033 (862 amino acids)
Biological process (GO): proteolysis; DNA integration
Molecular function (GO): cysteine-type peptidase activity; nucleic acid binding
Source: RefSeq, a predicted model, not a curated record
AGCUUACCUGAUCCAGCCAUGAGAAAUGCAAGCACAAGUUCAAUAGGUCAAAUAUCACUGUUAUAAUGAUUUAUUACGGUCAUUUUAAGGUGAGCUCACCUGAUCCAGCCAUGAGAAAUGCAAGCACAAGUUCAAUAGGUCAAAUAUCACUGUUAUAAUGAUUUAUUAUGGUCAUUUUGAGGUGAGCUCACCUGAUCCAGCUAUGAGAAAUGCAAGUACAAGUUCAAUAGGUCAAAUAUCACUGUUAUAAUGAUUGAUUAUGGAAAUUUUGAGGUGAGCUCACCUGAUCCAGCCAUGAGAAAUGCAAGCACAAGUUCAAUAGGUCAAAUAUCACUGCAGUUAUAAUGAUUUAUUAUGGUCUCUUAAAUCCAAUACCAAACAAAUAUUAAGUAAAUUUCAUAUACAGGCAUGUUCUCUUUACAUUGAGUCUCGGUGCUAUAAUGACAUUACGAGAUUUGAAAGAAUUUGUACUGUACACAGUCUGUAAAAAAAUAAUGUAGAAGAUGAGAUGCACUUUAUACUAUUACGUCCAGCUCAUUCAGAGUUCAGAGUUAGGUUAUGAAACAAUAUUAUAUAGACACCCAAGUGAUUAUAAGCUUAUAGAACUAAUUUAAUGAAAAAAUUAUAACAACUUUUGAGUAAAUUUGUUUAAUAUUUGAUGAUGAAUAAAAAAAACUUGAAACAGUUGUAUUAAUUAAAGCUUUAUGUUUAUGUUUAGAUUUCCUCCUGUUUUAUCCAACAAUUUCUCUUUUGAUGUGCCAUAUCAGCCAAAACUUCCAUUUUAAGAGUUCAAAGAACAGAAGUACAUAUAUAUAAUAUUUAUUGAGAGUAAAAAUAUGCACCAUUUUUGAUAUGCAUUUAUAUCAAAAAAAUAAUACAAGGAUAGUAAGUGUUAUAAAUACUUUCAUGGAAAAUUGUACCAUGUGUCUUAUAAUAGAGUGAUAGAUAUAUUUUGGUGUGAGAUUUCCUAAGAAAGUGUUUGUAUGUAAAUGUAACUCUUUCAGAAGUUACAUUUAAAUUUGAUCUAGUUUGAAAUAAAUUUAAAUUUAUUUAUUUCUUAAUUCUUGAAAUAGCACAUUAAGCGCAUGUUGACCUAUAUGCCAAACAUAACACAUAAUCAAUAUGUGUGUAAAUGUCACCCUAAUUAACUGUAACCCUUGAUAUCUCAGGUGAGAAUCAUAUAAUUGGCUAUGUUUGGUUAAAAAAACAAGUCAUUGUUCUCCAUAAUGGGAGGUGGAGCUGUAGGGUAGAAGGGGACCAGGAAUCACUUACCUGUGUAAUAUUUGUAUCAAUUAUUAAACCACUUUGGGGUUUCCUUUAGCUCUUGUCCUAGACUUUUCGUCUGCCAUGUUGUAUAUUCCAUUUGACAGCAUCUUCACUGACAGUAAAAACUAAUUUGACAGAAUCAACCAAUCAAAUUCUUCUAGAAAAAUAUAUGAUAUAAAUGUUGAUGCUCCUAUCGAUUCUCAAUGACAUCUACAACAUGGACCCAGACGAGUAUCACGAUUUAGUCUGUUUUCUUUCAUCCACCUGUAGUUCUUACCCAGAUGAUCUCAAGGACAGCUCUACAAAGUUUGCCAGAAAUAGAAGGGACAACUUUAAGCUAAAAGCCAGCAAGUUCUUUCUGAGAGGUGAUGUCUUGUAUCGGUUUAUACCUGGAAAUGUAAAUGGAGCUGAAGUACUUCUAAGGGACAGAGUAGAAGCCAUCCUAGCUGAAUUCCAUGGUAGUGCCUUUGGUGGACAUAGCGGAAUAAACAAGACUAUCCAAUCCAUAAGGGCCAGAUAUUGGUGGUUUGGACUAACAGACACAGUGAAAGACUAUAUCAAGUCAUGUGAACCAUGCCAGAAGUCAGACCCUCUGAAGCCAGGACUGAAACCUGAGUUAAAGCAAAUCAAGGUCUCUAGCCCGUUUGAACUGGUUGGUGUUGACCUAGUUGGACCUCUGACUGAGACAGAAACUGGCAACAAAUACAUAUUCACUGCUACAGAUUACUUCACCAAGUGGGUUGAAGCUUUUCCAAUACCAUCAAAGCAUGCCACUGUUGUUGCCAGAUGCUUCAAGCAGCUGUUUGCCCGUCAUGGAGCAAUGAAUGCCAUACUAACAGACCAGGGAAAGGAGUUUGUGAACCAGGUGAAUGAUCAACUCUGUACCGAAUGGAACAUCCAGCAUAGAGUAACGGCAGCAUAUCAUCCUCAGACCAAUGGACUAGACGAAAGAACUAAUCAGACAUUGAAGGCUACUCUGCGUAAGAUGGUCAAUGAGCAUCAGACUAACUGGGAUGCCUUUUUGGAUGGAGCUUUGUUUGCCAUGAGAACCAAACCACAAUCCAGCACAAAGUACAGUCCAUUCUUUCUUCUGUAUGGCCGAGAAGCAAGGUACCCAAGUCAGCUCCCAAAAGACUUUGGAAACAACUUACAGGCUGAUCAUGAGGCAUCGACAACAACGGAAGAGGCCAAACGUCAAUAUGUUGAGCAGAGGGAAGAAGCCUCGCUGAGGAUUGCCCAGACAGCUAAGGUGAACAUUGAUAAAGCCCAUGAAAAGCAAAAGAAAAACUUCAAAGAAAGACAGCGAAAAGGGAGGCGUUAUGAGGACAUUUGUGUGGGAAAUAUGGUUCUGAUUCAUAAUGCAAGGAAGGCUGCUACAAAGAAGAAGGGAAAUCUAGAUCCGAACUACCAUGGUCCAUAUAAAGUAGUCAAUAUAGAUGGCAAGUGUGCCACUCUUCAGAACGAUUCAGGACAUACUCUAAAGAGGAAAACAAACAUAGACCACCUGAAACUGUUCAAAGAUCAGACCGCUCAUGAGACAGAUUUGUGUGCGCAGGACACCUGUGACAAUACUUCUGAAGAGGGUACAGUUUCUUGUAUGCAGGACACUGUUGGGAAAUACAUUGAAGAUGUCAGUUCAGAUGGCAGUCUGAAUGAACUUUUUAAGUUUAUAAGUGAACUGAACUUAUCAAAGAUAUCUCUGAACACUUUAGGUUUUCAAUAUCACCACUGUCCACAACAGAGUUUCUUGAAGGAGGUUAUCAGUGUAUCGGAGGCAGAGUUAGAGUGCUUUGGUACACUAUUGUUACCUCAUCUGAGACAUUUGGAUUUGGACUUGUCAGUGAAAACAUCAGUGGCUAUGCUUACAUCUGCAGUAUGUGUUAUGGCCAGUCAUCAGUUUCAGCCACUGAUGACCAUUGCACAAACACUCAAGGAGGUACCAAGCCAUCUUGAGGAUGUUGACAUUCACGAGAUCCCACAACUCUACCCAACACAAAGACUCACAGUUGGCGGCGAGACACUAGAGGCGGUGGACAUGGCAACUCUAGAGGAUGGGAAGUGGAUAAACGACAAGGUCAUCAACUCCUUCUUGGCACUGAAAAAGAUGGAGCAGAACACAUCAGAAUCAAACAGACACAUUUAUGUCCUUCCCUCGUACACAGCCGUUCAAUGGGAUCAAGGUCACCUGGAUCACUGGAUGUUUAAGAAGGUUCAGUUCUCCAAAUACACUCAUGUAUUCCUGCCAAUAUGCAUCAAUGGGAAUCACUGGGUGUUGCUGGUUGCAGACGUAAAGCAAAGACUUGUCUACGUUCUGGACUCUAUGAAUGGGGAGGUUGGUCAGAAAUGGACAAGGAUGUGGGCAGAAUUCAUGGCCAAUCGGGACAGACUUCCAGAUGUUACUGAACAGUUUGGUGUGUGGAACUUCCCGGAGAUCAGAAGCAGCAAACAGACCGACAGUAAUUCAUGCGGUGUGUUCACCCUGAUGAAUGCGGAAUGCAUUGCCAAGGAUGUUCCCAUAGCAGUCAUGAGACAAGUGCAUUGCCAAAGAUAUAGACAAUAUGUUAAGGCAUCUUUGCUCAAUGCUGGAGCAGCAAAGUCGGACUCUAAGUGUGACAUGCCAGAUUGUAGGAUACCUAAAGGACACAAAAGAUGGGUCCAGUGUUGCGUGUGUGGACGUUGGCUCCACACAAAGUGUUGCAGGAUUCCGACAAAGGCAGCCAUCGAGGAGGAAUACGAAUGCUGCUUCUGUGAAGCCAUGUAUAGAUAGACAUUCAUAGCUCAUUAUUGCUACCAAUUGGUUUGGAAAAGCUUCCUCUUCCAAUUUCUAUUAGGACUGGUCAAAUUUGAUGAACAAUGUGUUAUGGUGUAGUUUAUCUGUCUGUUAAUUUUUGUUAUCUCCUACAUUUUUCUAACAAUCUCUUUGAAACUUGGUAUUCAUUAUAAUUAUGAUAGGAAAUUGUAUUACCCUGAAAAGGUUUUAAUUUCAUUAUUUUUGAACAAGUUUAUUUCAGUGAUGAAAAUUCUUGUCACAUCAUUCCUAUUUUUAUCCUGCCAUCAUCAGAUGGUGGACUAUUCAAAUCGCCCUGCAUCCAUCAUCUCUAUGUCCAUAACAAUCCUUGUUAUCAUUAUGUCAAAGUACUGGAGGUACAUUUCUAUAACAUGAUGAGUAGGUUCCCCUUAGUUCCCAGUUGUGUUAAAACAAAAUGACUGACAGGUGGCCAUCUUUGAUUUUGAGAACUAGAAGAUUUUUGUAGCUACAUUGUAUUUCUUAAAGUACUGGAGGAGUGUUUUGCAAACUUCACUUGUUCUUGUCAUCAGAUUAUGAAGAGGGAAAAAAAA